Meloidogyne enterolobii is the source of this 261-nucleotide messenger RNA. NCBI's taxonomy places the organism in Eukaryota, Metazoa, Nematoda, Chromadorea, Rhabditida, Meloidogynidae. The record is from the annotation of a GenBank genome assembly.
UGUUGUAUAAUUCGUGCUGUUGAAAAAUUAUUUGAAUGGGAUAUGGAAGAAAAUUGUAAAGGAAUGUGCCCAGACCGAAGCAAAUUGUAUUGUGAUACCUACCAGUCUUACAUUCAUCAGAUUCUCCUCAAUAUUCGCCAUACUUCAAUUAUAUCUAUGUGGAAUGAUAGAAUUAUUGAAAUGAAUAACCGAAAUAAAUUAGUACAUGGAAUUACCGAUAUAUGUAAUGAAUUGGCAAUCACAUUUAUAAAAAACGAGUAG